Messenger RNA from Plasmodium vinckei vinckei, 1602 nucleotides. RefSeq names its product tubulin--tyrosine ligase, putative. Lineage: Eukaryota; Apicomplexa; Aconoidasida; Haemosporida; Plasmodiidae. The coding region runs from base 1 to 1602 and encodes 533 amino acids. Gene Ontology annotation, biological process: microtubule cytoskeleton organization; protein polyglutamylation. Gene Ontology annotation, molecular function: tubulin-glutamic acid ligase activity; tubulin binding. The record is from RefSeq and is a predicted model, not a curated record. Gene Ontology annotation, cellular component: cilium. The transcript has a single exon.
AUGAAGGAAUAUUAUCUACAUAAUGAUCAAAAUAAUCAUAAAUGCAUUUCUAGAAGGAAUAAACAUUUACAUAAAAUUCAUUUAGCUAAUACACGAUAUGAUAUUAUUAGAAGAGUAGUGAACGAAUCAGACGACUGGACUGAAUCUUGUCCAGAAUCAAAUGAUUGGGAUGUUAUGUGGAUAGACACAUCAAUAUCUGAUGAUAGGUUUAGGAAAUUACACAAAUUUCAGAAAAUUAAUCAUUUUAUUGGAAUGAAAGGCAUAACAAGAAAAGAUGAAUUAUGUAAAAAUUUAAAAAGGAUAAAAAAACAUUUCCCUCAUAGCUAUAAUUUUUUUCCUCCGACAUGGAUUUUGCCUAAUGAUAAUUUUGAUUUUAAAAAUUAUUAUAAAAAAAAAAAAAGUUCCUUAAAAACGUAUAUAGUUAAAUUAAAAAAUUCAUGUCAAGGAAAAGGGAUAUAUUUAACAAAAAGCUUAGACAAUAUAAACAAAUAUGAAAGUUGUGUUAUACAAAAAUAUAUACAUAAGCCACUAUUAAUAAACAAUUUAAAAUUUGAUAUAAGAUUAUAUGUAUUAGUAACUGGUUGUGAUCCUUUAAGGAUAUUUUUACAUGAAGAUGGAUUAGUAAGAUUUUCUAUAGAAAAAUAUAAAUUACCAAAAUCAAAAAAUCUAAAAGAAGUAAAUAUGCAUUUGACUAACUUUUCAAUUAAUAAAAAAUCAGACAAAUUUGAAAAUUCAUUAAAUCCUAAUGAUGCAACAAUAGGGCAUAAAAGAAGUUGGAAAACAUUUUUAGCAAAAUUAAAGGAAGAAGGGUUACCUAUGGAAUCUAUAAUGAAAAAAAUUGAAAAUAUUAUUGUUAAAACAAUAUGUUCUAUACAACCUGAGUUAAAACAUUAUUACAAUGCAUCCCAUAUUAGUGAUUAUUCAAAUAGUAUGUGUUUUGAAAUAUUGGGGUUUGAUAUUUUAUUAGAUUAUAAAUUAAAACCAUGGUUAUUAGAAGUAAAUCAUUCACCUUCAUUUAGUACUUGCUCAUUGGUAGAUGAACAGGUAAAAUAUGCAGUUAUAAGGGAUACCUUAAAUAUUUUAUAUAUGAAUUCCAAAUAUAGACACAUACAUAUUCAAGAAUAUUUAAAUAUACAAAAAUUUAGAAAAAAACAUAGUCAUUUACUAAUAAAUAACAAAACUGAACUAAAAAAAAUGUUAACAUUAUCUCAUUUUAUCUAUGAAAAUAAGCAUCUAGGAGGAUAUAAAAGGAUAUAUCCCUUAGAAGAAUUAUUAUAUUAUGAAAACUUUGUAUUAUUUGUUUCAAAUGCUUGGAAUAAGUCAAUAGGUUUACCUUAUAUCACAAAAACGGGUUCUUUUGAAUAUUUAUUUGAAGAUCAAAAACGAAAAAAAAAAGGAAAAAACCAAAAAGAGAAAUUGGAAUUAAUAGAAAAUGGAACACAAAAUCAAGAUAUAAUACAUACCCCAAGACAGAUUAAACGCAAAAACGGGUAUUUAAGAAACAUAAAUAUUAAUAUUAGCAAUUGCUCUACAUCGUGUUAUGAAGAACCUGGUACGGUAUAUGAUGGGGAUGCAUGCAAAGAAUUCCAAUUUCAGACUUGA